Molecule: messenger RNA, 1665 nt
Organism: Brugia malayi
Lineage: Eukaryota; Metazoa; Nematoda; Chromadorea; Rhabditida; Onchocercidae
Product: ER degradation-enhancing alpha-mannosidase-like, putative
Exons: 10
Coding region: 1-1665 (554 amino acids)
Biological process (GO): endoplasmic reticulum mannose trimming; carbohydrate metabolic process; mannose trimming involved in glycoprotein ERAD pathway
Cellular component (GO): endoplasmic reticulum; membrane
Molecular function (GO): calcium ion binding; mannosyl-oligosaccharide 1,2-alpha-mannosidase activity
Source: RefSeq, a predicted model, not a curated record
AUGGUGUGUUUCUUAGAUCUUUUCGUAUUAUGGGCAUUAGUAAUGGUUAUUACGGGUGCAAGCGUUUAUCCAUUUUUUCGUGAUAGCUAUACUUCGAAAUAUGGAUCUUUUACACCGGAAGAAUUACUGGAGGCGAAAAAAGCAACGCGAGAAAUGUUCUAUUUUGCAUAUGAAAAUUAUAUCCGGCAUGCUUUUCCUAUGGAUGAAUUGGAUCCAAUUAAUUGUUCCGGUCGUGGCUAUGACCAUCUUCAUCCAUCCAAUAUCAAUAUUAACGAUGUUCUUGGCGAUUAUUCACUUUCUUUGAUUGAGUCGUUGGAUACUCUGGUUGUUUUUGGGAAUCGAACUGAAUUCCAUAAUGCUAUUAGAAUGGUGAUCGAUAACGUUUCUUUUGAGAGAAACGUUACAGUACAAGUGUUUGAGGCGACGAUUAGGAUAAUCGGAUCUCUUUUGUCAGCUCAUCUGAUCCUUACUGAUGAUUCCCAUAUGUUAGGUAAUUAUGCUCUAAGUGAUUAUGAUGGAGAAUUACUUACAAUGGCACAUGAUUUGGCUAUUCGUCUGUUACCAGCUUUUGAAGGCACUAAAACCGGGAUACCAUUUCCACGGGUAAAUUUGCAAAGUGGAGUGAAGGAAGGAACGAUUAACGAAAAUUGUGUUGCUGGAGCUGGAAGUUUAUUACUGGAAUUUACAGUUCUCUCACGUCUUUUGGGUGAUGCUACAUAUGAAAGCUUGGCGCGCAAGACCAAUCGAAAGUUGUGGUCUUUGAGAAAUAAAGUAACUGGUUUGUUGGGCAAUGUCGUAAACAUCCAAACAGGCGAAUGGAAAGGUGUAAUUAGUGGACUUGGUGCUGGCCUUGAUUCGUUUUAUGAGUAUUUGCUUAAAGCUUUCGUUCUUUUCGGUGUUGAGACGGACUUGAGGAUGUUCCAGGAAGCGUAUGCGCUCAUAAUAAGUCAAUUACGACGUGGCCGUGAUCGUUGCGUUUUAGGUGAGGGAGAAACGCCAAUGUAUGUAAACGUUGAUAUGCGAGAUGGUUCACUACUAAAUACCUGGAUAGAUGCUUUACAAGCUAGUUUUGCUGCUGUUCAAGUAUUAAAUGGUGAUAUUGAUGAAGCAGUUUGCAUUCAUGCCAUAUAUUAUUCAUUGUGGAAGCGAUAUGAUGCUCUUCCUGAACGAUACAACUGGCAUUUAAAGAUACCUGAUGUAUAUUUUUAUCCGUUAAGACCAGAACUGGCUGAAUCAACUUAUAUGUUGUAUCGUGCUACACAAAAUCCCUUUUAUCUUCGUGUUGGUUUUGACAUUCUUCAAUCUCUUAACACGUUUGCAAAAGUGAAAUGUGGUUAUGCUACCGUGCACAAUGUUGUCGAUAAAUCGUUAGAGGAUCGGAUGGAAUCGUUUUUCCUUUCUGAAACUGUGAAAUAUCUAUAUUUGUUGUUCGAUAUAAACAAUGCAGUGAAUCGUAAUGAAGAACGUAUCAUGUUUACAACUGAAGGUCAUAUAAUACCCAUCGACAACCGUAUAAGGGAUCCAAUUUACGAUGCUCCUCAGUAUUUUUCUCGUAAUCAUUCCUGUACUGCGUUUAAACUUGAUCGACAUCGACCACCAUUGGAUCAGUCUCGUCUUGCUCAAAUAUUCCGUUUAGCUGGCAUUAGUUUAGGUUUCUCAGGGUGA